AUGGACAACUUUUCCCCUGCAAACCCUAGCUCUGAGUUUUCUUCAGUGGCAAACAGCAGCAAAGAGAAGAAGAAAGGUGGGAAGAGAAGCAGAGGAGUGAAGCUCUCGACUGAUCCACAAAGCGUAGCUGCUAGGGAAAGGAGGCACAGGAUCAGUGACCGUUUCAAGAUCUUGCAGAGCUUAGUUCCUGGUGGGAGUAAGAUGGACACGGUGUCAAUGUUGGAAGAGGCUAUUCACUACGUGAAGUUCCUCCAAACUCAAAUUUGGCUUCAUCAAACCAUGAUCAGCUUCUUCGAUGAGGAUCCAUCUAGCUUAGACCUUGCUUCUUCUUUUCCUUCGCAACAGACCUUUAAUGCACAAAACAGUUUAGCGGACCAAGAGGAACCAUCACCACCAGUACCAUUGCCGAAUUCCAGCUUCCAAUCUCAAGAGACCUUGUCUUUGGAUCCUUAUGUGAAAUACUAUCAUUGA
Molecule: messenger RNA, 471 nt
Organism: Juglans microcarpa x Juglans regia
Lineage: Eukaryota; Viridiplantae; Streptophyta; Magnoliopsida; Fagales; Juglandaceae
Product: transcription factor LAX PANICLE 1-like
Exons: 1
Coding region: 1-471 (156 amino acids)
Biological process (GO): regulation of DNA-templated transcription
Molecular function (GO): DNA-binding transcription factor activity; protein dimerization activity
Source: RefSeq, a predicted model, not a curated record